Messenger RNA from Hansenula ciferrii, 960 nucleotides. RefSeq names its product Dic1p (gene DIC1). The record is from RefSeq and is a predicted model, not a curated record. The transcript has a single exon. NCBI's taxonomy places the organism in Eukaryota, Fungi, Ascomycota, Saccharomycetes, Phaffomycetales, Wickerhamomycetaceae. Gene Ontology annotation, biological process: succinate transmembrane transport; phosphate ion transmembrane transport; malate transmembrane transport. The coding region runs from base 1 to 960 and encodes 319 amino acids. Gene Ontology annotation, molecular function: malate transmembrane transporter activity; thiosulfate transmembrane transporter activity; succinate transmembrane transporter activity.
AUGUCAAAAAUUGUUCAAAUUCAAAAUCAACAAACUCAACAAGAAUUAAAAGAUCCUCAAAAUUCAAUAAUCCCAUUAAAAUCAGACUUGGCUAAAGUUCAAAAUCAAAAAAUUAAUAAAAAAUGGCCAUUUUGGUAUGGUGGAUUUGGUGGUGCAAUUGCUUGUAUAUGUACACAUCCUUUAGAUUUAGCAAAAGUUAGAUUACAAACCGCUUCAAUCCCAAAACCUUCAUUAUUUCAAAUGGCAUUAUCUAUAUGGAAAUUAGAUGGUUUCCAGGGGGUUUAUUCCGGUUUAAGUGCUGGUUUAUUAAGACAAGCAACUUAUUCAUUAACAAGAUUUGGUGUUUAUGAAUACUUAAAAGAAAAUUAUGUCCCAUCUGAUAAACAAAGUUCAAUGGCUUAUCUUUUACCAAUUUCAAUGAUUAGUGGUGGUGUUGGUGGGAUUGUAGGGAAUCCUGCUGAUAUUGUUAAUAUUAGAAUGCAAAAUGAUACAGGAUUACCAUUAGACAAGAGAAGAAAUUAUUCUCAUGCUUUAGAUGGUGUUGUAAGAGUUAUUAGGGAAGAAGGUUUACAAAGUUUAUUCAGAGGUUUAGGUACAAAUUUAGUUCGUGGUGUUUUGAUGACUUCAUCACAAGUUGUAACUUAUGAUUUAUCAAAAAAUUUAUUAAUUGAUUCAAUCAAAAUGGAUAAAGAUUCAAAAUUAACUUUCUUUACAGCUUCCCUGAUGGCUGGUUUAGUGGCUACUACUAUUUGUUCACCUGCUGAUGUGCUAAAAACAAGAAUUAUGAAUUCAAGUGGGUCCGGUGAAGGUGUUUUGAAGAUCUUGGGGAAUGCUUUUAAAAAUGAAGGUCCAAGUUUUAUGUUUAGAGGUUGGGUACCAAGUUUUGUUAGAUUAGGUCCAAAUACUAUUAUUACUUUCUUGGUUGUUGAACAAUUAAGAAAGUUUGAAGUGGGAUUGUAA